Molecule: messenger RNA, 2712 nt
Organism: Fundulus heteroclitus (mummichog)
Lineage: Eukaryota; Metazoa; Chordata; Actinopteri; Cyprinodontiformes; Fundulidae
Gene: tnk1
Product: tyrosine kinase, non-receptor, 1
Exons: 15
Coding region: 247-2463 (738 amino acids)
Biological process (GO): multicellular organism development; cell surface receptor protein tyrosine kinase signaling pathway; positive regulation of kinase activity
Cellular component (GO): signaling receptor complex
Molecular function (GO): ATP binding; transmembrane receptor protein tyrosine kinase activity; protein binding
Source: RefSeq, a predicted model, not a curated record
GAGGUGGAGGAACUGAGGAAGGCGCUGAAAACGCACAGGUAGAUCUAAAGAACACCUUGUGCGACAGGAAAACCGUAAUAACCCAGCGACUAUAUAGAGACUUUUCCCAGAGUCUUCCGUCGAACUCGCUGGAGGUUUCGGUGCCGACAUGAACCACCUGUGUCGAUGCGUUUCUGGUUGAAGACAGAGCCGUCGAGUCGGGGGGUCCGGGCCUUGUUCUGAUUAGCGGCUUGUCCGGGCCGGGUCAUGCUGAUGGACCAGGACACUGAGUGGCUCUACCAGCUCCUGGCUGAAGUCCAGCUGGAGAAGUUCUACGUCCGUGUCCGAGAUGGCCUCAACAUUACCCGCUUGGAGCACUUCAACUACGUCAAGGAGUCGGACCUCGAGCAGAUCGGAAUCAGCAAGCCGGCACAAAGAAGAUUAUGGGAAGCCCUGAAACGGUACAAGACGGCCUCGCGCACGCGGUCCUCGUGGAUCUCCAAGGCGUUCAGCAGUCGAGGCUCAGAGGGAGGGGAACCGUCCGCCGCGGGGGGCCCGGUUUACCCGGAAAGCGCCGUGCGGGCCUCACCUCGUCUGAUCCAGGACGGUGAGCUGAUUCUGGGGGAGAAGUUGGGAUCGGGGGCCUUCGGAGUGGUGAGGAAGGGAGAGUGGACGACACCCACAGGCAAAGUGCUACCUGUGGCAGUCAAGUCCAUGAGGAGCAGUAUGUCCAGACACAACGACACGCUGACAGACUUCCUGCAGGAGGUCACCACCAUGCAGUCCUUGGACCACCCCAACAUCAUCCGACUCUACGGUGUGGUGCUCACGCAGCCCCUGAAGAUGGUAACAGAGUUAGCCCCCUUCGGCUCGUUGUACGACACCCUGCGAGCGCGGCAGUGCGAGUACCCGCUGCUGCGCCUCUGCCUCUUCGCCGGCCAGAUCGCGGCGGGCAUGGACUACCUGGAGACCCGCAGAUUCAUCCACAGGGACCUGGCUGCCAGGAAUGUGCUGCUGUCCUCCAGGGAGGUGGUGAAGAUCGGAGACUUUGGUCUGAUGCGAGGCUUGAGUCAGGAGAAAGACCAUUACAUCAUGGGAGCACACAAGAGGAUCCCGUUUGCAUGGUGUGCCCCAGAAAGCCUGCGUGUCGGCUCCUUCUCCCAUGCCUCUGACGUCUGGAUGUUUGGCAUCACCAUGUGGGAGAUGUUCAGCUACUGCGAGGAGCCUUGGUUCGGUCUCUCGGGGAGACAGAUUUUGUGGCGUGUGGAACAAGAUGGCGAGCGACUGGAGAAACCGCCAGAUUGUCCUCAGGAGCUGUACGCCAUCAUGAGGAAGUGCUGGGCCCUCAACGCCGGUGACAGGCCCAGCUUUGCCGAGCUCAUGACAAUGCUGGGAGAGACCAAACCAUUGCUGGUCCAAGCGACAAGAGACUUUGCAGAGCCCAGAAAACUCCUUCUUGCGCCAAACGACAUUGUGACUGUGAUUGACCACGGGCUGGAGAUGAGCGAAUGGCGUGGGCAGAACCAGAGGACGCUGGCCGUCGGCUGGUUUCCAUCCAUCCUAACCGUGCCCGUCACCACUACCUCCAACGCGCUGACUGCUGGCGUUGCCAUCAUCUCACCACCGUUGAAAGGCAGCCUGCAACACACGGGCCAUGGAGAUAUCCACCCUGACCGCAGCUGGGGAACGCCUGAGAGGCUGGAAGACAGCAGGAGGUCACCCCCUGGCAGGGAGCGGGAGGGAACCAAUCUGAUGAAAAUGGCAGCUAUGUCUCAGAGCCUGGAGUCGGUCCUGAGUGGGCCUCGUCCCCGCCCUCAGGCUUUCAGGGUGGAUCAGCACGGCAGGCCCCUGCCUACUGCCGUGGUCGCUCGCAGCAUGAUGGCCCCGCAGGACCCGCGGCGCUUCAGCGAGGCCGGCCUCGCCCCCCCUCCUCGGCCGCCUCUCCCCAACCUCAAACGCUUGAACGUGAAGGCUCAGAGGAAGCCCAUGGUUCAGCCGCCCCCGGGCCCCUCGUGGCCUCAACAAACGGCGCUGUACCCCCCGGCGCCGCAGCCACAGCCUCCCCCUCAGGUCCUCCAGCAGGGUCUGGCCGGGUCCAACCUGGGGAAAAUGGCCCAGCUUACGCGUUCCACCCCGCAGCUGGAUGACGACCCGAGGGAAAAAGUGAGGGACAGAGAGAAAUCCUCCCCAAAGGAGAACCUGAUCGCUCAGGUGAUGGAGGCGGUGCACGGCGUGACCAUCGACGAGGUGCAAACGGCGCUUCAGAGUAACGACUGGAACCCCGUACGGGCGGAGCAGCAACUCAAGAUCGAGCAGCUUUAUUCGCUCAGCCUCUGCUCCGUGGACGACUGCGUGAAGAUCCUCUCCAGGCACCAGUGGAACCUGCAGCUGGCCAGCAGAUUCCUCAUCCGCUUCUCCCGGGAGGAACGGGCCGGCCCCGGUGACAGGGAUCGACCUCAGAUCAGCGCGGAAAGACGAGUCUGAAGAGACCGGUCGCCGGCUUUGGCCGGUUGACGGCCGACUUUUUCAGCUACGCCUCGCGUCACAGAGACACGGCGCUCCGAGGAACAUGAAGGUUUUUUUUUUCCAAACAGGAUUUACCAGAGACUAAAAGCCCCCGACCACAGUUUUAUAUUUUCAUUGUCGCCAUGUGUUUUUUUUUUUAUGUACAUUACAAAUAAGUGUAAUUGUUGCGUUAGACGUGCGUUUGUUGAAUAAACUUUAUGAUAAAAA